AAGCUUGCAGAAGCAGAAGAAGAAGAGGAAAACACAUGUACGUACACUACAUGUUUACCUAUUUGAUCCAAAGUGAAUUUUCUACUUGAGGAAAGUCACUAUAUCACCAGAAGUCUCAAGAUCAGUCGUGAAAUCAUGAUCAUUCGGCGUUUCUGAUCUGAUUAAGAUUAGUAUGAACUACUGAAACACAGACUGAUUUGAGCAGGAUCAGUUGAUCUUCUGAUGUAACGUUAGAUAUGAAGCUCAAAGAGCUAGAAAGCUGCCUUCAGCAGGUGGAUGGGUUUGAGGAGCCCAAAAUACUCCUGGAGCAGUACCCCACCAGUCCGCAUAUAGCGGGCUGUAUGUUGUACACCAUCCACAAUACAUUUGAUGACAUACAGCAUAAACUAGUUGCAGACUUGGGCUGUGGAUGUGGGGUUUUGUCUAUAGGAGCCGCAGUGCUUGAUGCUGGACUGUGUGUUGGGUUUGACAUCGACGAAGACGCCUUGGACAUAUUCAAAGGAAAUGUGGAGGAUUUUGAGCUGUCAAACAUUGAUAUGGUCCAGUGUGACGUGUGCUCUAUUGGAUCCUCUUACGCCAAGAAGUUUGACACGGUCAUCAUGAACCCGCCAUUUGGCACCAAGCACAACCAGGGUAUUGACAUGCAGUUCCUGCAGACAGCGAUUUCCAUGGCAAGUACAGCAGUGUAUUCCCUUCACAAGACCUCAACACGAGAUCACAUUCAGAAGAAAGCAAAUGAUUGGAAGGUGAAAAUGGAAGUCAUUGCAGAGCUCAGAUACGACCUGCCAGCAUCUUAUAAGUUCCACAAAAAGAAGUCGGUUGAUAUUCAAGUGGACUUCAUACGAUUCACUCCGACAUAAACAUUUUGGGCAAAAAAGAGCAUGUGUUGUUUUGCAAAAUUUUAGUUUUAUUUUAUAGAUAAAAAUAAACUGUUCUUCAAAAUAA
Carassius auratus (goldfish) is the source of this 945-nucleotide messenger RNA. RefSeq names its product methyltransferase 5, N6-adenosine (gene mettl5). The coding region runs from base 237 to 860 and encodes 207 amino acids. The record is from RefSeq and is a predicted model, not a curated record. The transcript is spliced from 7 exons. Gene Ontology annotation, biological process: rRNA methylation. Gene Ontology annotation, molecular function: rRNA (adenine-N6-)-methyltransferase activity; nucleic acid binding. NCBI's taxonomy places the organism in Eukaryota, Metazoa, Chordata, Actinopteri, Cypriniformes, Cyprinidae.